AUGGGGACACUUCCAAGACUCAAGGAGGAGACGGAAUUGCAAGUCGGGAAACAGAAAGUUUCCGUUGUGAGAUAUAUAUCGGAAGGGGGAUUUGCACAAAUAUAUGAAGUCUUGGUCAUAUCAACAGAUAAGGACCCUUGGACGGCCUGUUUGAAAAGGGUAAUUGUGCCAGACAAGAAUGGAUUAAAUCAGUUGAGGAAAGAGGUAGAGGUUAUGAAGACUUUCCGCAAUGCGAGGAAUAUUGUCACGUACUAUGACUCACACGCUGAAAAACUCGAGAAUGGUACGUAUCAAGUAUUAGUGUUAAUGGAGCUUUGUCCCGGAGGAUCGUUACUAGACUACAUGAAUGCCAAAAUCAAGACAAAAUUAAACGAACCUGAGAUCCUCAAAAUAAUGUUAGACGUGACCCAGGGGGUUUUCGAAAUGCACAAGAACAAACUUAUCCAUCGUGAUUUGAAAAUUGAAAAUGUCUUGAUCAAUGCCAAAGACAGUUUCAAGUUGUGUGAUUUUGGAUCAACCUCUGUGCCGAUAAUGCCGCCUCAAGAUCAACAGCAAUUCAAAUUUAUAAGCCAUGACAUUUUGUACCAUACUACACCGCAAUACCGGUCUCCAGAAAUGAUUGACUUGUAUCGACAAUUGCCAAUUGAUGAGAAAGCAGAUAUUUGGGCACUUGGGUGCUUUUUGUAUAAGCUUUGUUAUUAUACCACCCCGUUUGAGGCGAACGGCGAGAUGGCGAUAUUGCAUGCUUCAUUUCAGUUCCCUUCAUUGCCACAAUUCUCUGGAGACCUCAAAAAUUUAAUCAUAAUAAUGCUUCAAGAGAAUCCAUUAUUUCGGCCGAAUAUUUUCCAGGUACUCAUUUUGGUUUGCAAAAUGUCAAAGAUCAACUUUGAAUUGUUGGGGUUGAAGGAUAUUUACAAACUCGGACCUUACAACUUUCAGGCAUUGCAUGAGUAUCAACUACAGAAACAAGCAGAGAUUAUGCGGGAGAAACAGAUUUAUGCUCAACAGCAAAGUUUGGCCAAUGCAGCAGCUGCAAUGGAGAAGGUUAUCGUUUCACCUCUGGUACAACCAUCCCAAGCGCCUCAGAUAACAGUGACCGAGACAAAAAAACCCGAGACAAUACAGGAAACAAAACAAAAGAUGAUUGCUGUUGCCGAUCCAACAACUGAGGAAAGCACAGAAAUCAUUAGUAAACCAGUUGACGAAACUCAGGCAUCGCCAAAUUCUCUUCUCGGGUUCAGCCUGGACAACGAAGAUAGUUUUUCUGAUUUGGAGCAACUUGAAGAUGCCGAAGAAAGGUACCCUUCAUUAGAACACAUUGCAGUAAGUGAUAACUCACCACCACCAAUCAAGUCCACAGUGCAGUCCUUGAAACUGAAUGAGGAUAUACCCUCAAUUGAACAUUCAGCACAAAAAGUGGAGAAUAAUCCUUUUCACAAUGAGAGCAACAAAGGGUUCAAUCCUUGGGCUGAGGUGGUUGAAAGCAAGAGUCCAAUAGUAGAACCACAACGACAUGCAGAUUUUCAACUUUCUCCAAGACUUGGAAACGUUGCGCCUUUGGAAAGGGACACAUUGCAUAUUUCUCCAAAAAACAACUUCAUACAACCGUACACACCCAAUUUACACCUGAACAACAUCCCUCUCGUACAAAGUAACCCACAGCAACUACAACAACAGCAACUACAACAACAACAACAAGUACAGCAGCAACAACAAGUACAGCAGCAACAACAACAAGUACAGCAGCAACAACAAGUACAGCAGCAACAACAGCAACAACAGCAACAACAGCAACAACAACAUCAGCAACAACAACAGCAGCAGCAGCAGCAGCAAAAGCAACAACAACAACAACAACAACAACAACAACAACAUGUUGCAUUACCGAGUUCUACUUUGGAACCAAAUUUAAUAGACUUGAUUGAGCCAGGAGUGAAAAAAAAACCCAUAGAUAGUCUCAAUAAUAACCACAAAUCUACUGCAUCAAAGAGGUUUUCUUCUAAUUCACAGCUUGUGCUACAAGAGGAAGUUGUAGAUUUUGCUUCGGAUGAUGAGAACUUAGACAAUGGGUCGAGAUUGAGUAGAAUGAAAAUUAGAAACUCGUUGAAACAUCCAAAGGGAAGAAGAUCAGGUGAGCUUAACAGAGCUGAUAGUUACGAAUCAAAAAAGAGACUUUCAUUCUUUGGAGCUUGA
This is a messenger RNA of Lodderomyces oxycetoniae, 2193 nucleotides long. RefSeq names its product serine/threonine protein kinase (gene AKL1). The record is from RefSeq and is a predicted model, not a curated record. Gene Ontology annotation, cellular component: cytoplasm. Gene Ontology annotation, molecular function: protein serine/threonine kinase activity; ATP binding. Gene Ontology annotation, biological process: protein phosphorylation; actin cortical patch assembly; actin filament organization. Bases 1 to 2193 code for a protein of 730 amino acids. The transcript has a single exon. NCBI's taxonomy places the organism in Eukaryota, Fungi, Ascomycota, Pichiomycetes, Serinales, Debaryomycetaceae.